Selaginella moellendorffii is the source of this 847-nucleotide messenger RNA. RefSeq names its product multiple myeloma tumor-associated protein 2 homolog. The transcript has 4 exons. The coding region runs from base 45 to 758 and encodes 237 amino acids. NCBI's taxonomy places the organism in Eukaryota, Viridiplantae, Streptophyta, Lycopodiopsida, Selaginellales, Selaginellaceae. The record is from RefSeq and is a predicted model, not a curated record.
UUGUGCCCUAAUUCCACUUUCUAGGGCUUCUGGGCAGGGAGGAAAUGUAUCAUCCAUCGCGCGGAGGCGUCCGGGGAGGCCGCGAUCAGUUUAAUUGGGACGAUGUCAAGGUCGAUAAGCAUCGAGAGAAUUACCUGGGCCACAGCGUCAAAGCUCCAGUGGGACGCUGGCAAAGAGGCAAAGAUUUGACAUGGUACGCAAAGGGAGGAGGAUCGGCCGACGCUGCCGCGAAGGCAGAGAUCGAGAGAAUCAAAGCCGAGGAAGAUCAAGCAAUGCGCGAGGCCUUGGGCUUGGCUCCUACUCGAGACAAACGCAACCAAGUCAAUCGUCUCGACAAACACGAGCUGGAGGAGCUUUUGAAGCCUGGAAAAACUGCCGAGGAGCUCUCCGAGACUUACACUGCCGCGGAACGAAUCCAAGGACUUGGGUUUGGACCUACAGCAGCAAGUAAGAAACAACGAGGCUACGAACGGGGAGAACAAUUGGCGGGGAUACAACCGGAGAAGCUCGCAACCAGUGAACCAGCUGCAACCUCUACAGAUGGUGGCAAGAGGAGCAGCAAAGAAGAAACCAAGGAGCGGAGGAGGCAGGAGAAGAACGCUCGCAAAGAGGAGAGAAAAGCGGCUAAACUCGCACGCAAGGAAGAAAGGCGGCAACAAAAGGAGCUCAAGCGAAGAUCAUCGGGGAAAGACGAGGAUCGAGACGAGGACGAGCAGCAGCACUCAAAGAGGCAGCGACACGAUUCAGACUCGGAUUAAAAGCGUGAGAAAACGGAGAUAGAGAGAGAGAGGUACUUACUUGCUUCUUUGCGUUUAUCAGCAAAACUUUGCGUUGCGUGAUUUACUCA